AUGAACACCAAAGAUUUUAUAGUUUUUCCAUGGGGAAAACCUGGAAAUUCUGUAAAGCUGAAAUACAAAAAUGCUCAGGAACUGAGGAUGGAGAAGGUCCAGUUAGAACUGGAGAAUCAACAGAUGGAAAAGAAGCUACAGGAAUUCCAAUCAGCCCGGAGUAAAGAAAAGGAAGAAAGAGAGUCAAGUGGAUAUCACUGGAAAUCUGGACGAGUGGGAAAAUUGGAUAAUCAAUCACACACGAUGUCACAAAAUAAAGGAAAUAUUAUUAAGUUUUCUGCUGGAAAAGUGAAAUUAAAAUUACUGAAGGAGCAACUUCAAGAUCCAGUGAAACCACAAAUUAAUUAUAAGAUGGCCAAUCCUUCUGAAAGUAAAAAAUCCAAGAUAAAAGGGAAGGUUUGUGGACAGUGUGAGAACAAAGCUGCUCUGCUGGUAUGCCUUGAAUGUGGAGAAGAUUAUUGUUUGGGUUGCUUUGCUAAAAUUCACCAGAAGGGGGCACUAAAACUCCAUAGAACAACUCUUUUGCAGGCAAAAUCUCAAAUAUUAUCCACUGUAUUGGAUGCUGCCCAUCGGUUUAUCAAGGAAGUUAAUCCAGAUGAACCCAAAGGGAAUAAUCAUUCUCCAGAAGAGAUUAAUAAAAGUGAGAACAAGCCCAAAUCUCUUCUACAGGGGAUCCACUCUGGGGUAGAAGUUCCAACCACAAAAAGAGCAGAAUGUUCACAUCCAAAAGAUAGGCUCCUCUGUGAAGGGUCAUCUGAUGAAGAAGCUUCUGCCCAGUCCUUUCCGGAAACUUUAAAUCAGUGGAGAACUGGACAUCAAGAUGACAACGAGAAACAGAACUCACCUGCAGCAAAAGCAGACUCAUUGGAAGAAUGUGAAGUACAAACUAAUCUGAAAAUUUGGAGAGAACCACUCAAUAUUGAAUUUAAAGAAGACAGUCUAUCCUAUAUGGAAAAGUUAUGGCUUAAAAAACACAGGAGAACUCCACAGGAGCAACUUCGAAACAUGCUACCAGAUACAUUCAUACCUCAAUGUAAAACAGUGAGUGAGGCACAGUGUUCCCAGAAUGAAAGUGAUGAAAAUAGUGAUGUUGAGGAGACCAAAGUACAAUACCCAGCGCCUUUUCUGCCAGUAGAAGAACUAAACAUAGAGAGACCUGGGCCAUCUCUAAAAAUAGUUGAACUGGAUGAUACUUAUGAAGAGGAAUUUGAAGAACCAGGAGACACAGUGCCCUACAAAGUUGAGUUAGCAGAUGCAGACAGUCAACAAAGUUGCACAUUUCAUGAUUAUCAGAAUACUUUUCUGUAUGAAACUGACAUCCAUCAACAUCACGUUUCCACCAAGGGAAAAACAGACCUCUUACAUCUUCAUCUGAACAACAGCUCUUCUUACUGUAAAAAUAACUCAAAAGCAGGAACUUCAAAUACAGAAUUUGACAUCAUUGUGGAUCCUGACAUUUAUUCUCCUGCCAUUGAGAAAAUAGGGGAAAGCAGCUUUUCUGAAAGAAAUUUCAAGGAGAAAAUGAUAGAUACAGAGAGUAAUCAAAAGUCUGGUGAUUCCUGUGUAUCACUUGAGAGCAAGGCUUCUUUGCCAAGCAUAGAUUUAAAAAAACCUUCCAUUAAGGAGCAGUUAUCUCAGGACAUCAAAGAAGCCUUGGAAUUUAGCAAUCUGCAUGAGAGGCCAAACUUUGAAGAUUCUAAAGCUACCAAGUCACCACUGUUGUUACAAGAAAUAGCCCUCAGAAGUAAGCCUAUAACUGAACAAUAUCAAGGACUUGAAAGAUUCUUUGUUUUUGAUAAAAAUGAAAGACUCAACUUACUUCCUUCUCAUAGCUUAGAAUGCAACUAUUCCAGUACUAGGAUUACAACUGCAGGAGACAGAGAGUGGAUCCCAGACCGUAGCAUAAGUACAUAUGCUGAUAAUGCAGUUGCCUUGGGUGUUCUGCAGAGUGCCCAGAACCCGUCAACGAGUAGAACACAACGAAAAAUAGGCCAGAUAUCCCAGAGACCUUCAACAGCAAAUUUAUCCCUUUCCAACUCUGUUAAAAAAAGCUCCAGCUGCCUUGUCUCCUCCCAUCCUCGGUCAAGAAGUGUAGCUGCUCGACCAUUAUCUAGAGCCGCUUCUGAAAUUUCAGAAAUUGAAUAUAUUGAUACUACUCACCACACCGAGCCAUUCUUAGAUGGCACUGCUGAUCAGCAAACCUUAGACAAUUUGGAAAAAGAAUUAAAUGUCCUGAGAAAUCUUGCAGAUCCUUCAGAAAAGCUUUACAGCCUAACCUCAGAAGAGUUACCAGCCUUCAACAACCAUUCGCUGAACAUAAGUCAGACUACCCUAGAUUUCUGUAAGAUCUCAAGUGCAAGAGGCCUCCGUGCAGUUGAGGAAUGGAGCUCUUCUGAAAGAGAUACUGAAGUUCAGUCUUUGCUGACACUUUCUGAAAGCAGCACAGAUGAGGAGGAAGAGGAUUUUCUUGAUAAGCAACAUGUCAUCAUGCUACCGUGGUCAUAGAGUGCCUCAUGAUAAUGAUCAUUUGUUCAUUACUUUUUUGAUUUUGUACCCAAAGUAAAGCAAACAGCUGAAAAAAGUGACCAAGUGAUUACCUGUCCAGGUGCUGGGGAUUUUGAUUAUUAAUGUUUCUGAUAUUUCAAGGUUU
This is a messenger RNA of Enhydra lutris kenyoni (northern sea otter), 2650 nucleotides long. Its product is annotated as zinc finger B-box domain containing. Gene Ontology annotation, molecular function: zinc ion binding. The transcript has 19 exons. Gene Ontology annotation, cellular component: motile cilium. Lineage: Eukaryota; Metazoa; Chordata; Mammalia; Carnivora; Mustelidae. Bases 1 to 2505 code for a protein of 834 amino acids. The record is from RefSeq and is a predicted model, not a curated record. Gene Ontology annotation, biological process: cilium movement.